AUGGGCUGUUGGCCAGAGACAUCAGUAUCUUGCCUUGUGUUCCUUUCUCUAGGGCUGCUCAGAACAUGGAAACUUGCUUGCCCCAAAGCAAGAGAAGAAAAGCUGGAUCACUUACCAGUAACUGGAGUUCUCCUAUUGGGUAAUCUCCACAGAUCCACAUUCUUUGAAGUUAUUGUGAAUGCCUCGAGGACCAAGGAACUGUUGAAAUUUCCAAUUUCAGGAAGGAAGCCUCGACCUGUCUCCCAGUUGGUUGCACAGCAGGUUACUCAGCAGUUUGUGCCCCCUACACAGUCAAAGAAAGAGAAAAAAGAUAAAGUAGAAAAAGAAAAAAGUGAAAAGGAAACAACUAGCAAAAAGAACAGUCAUAAGAAAACCAGGCCAAGAUUGAAAAAUGUGGAUCGGAGUAGUGCUCAGCAUUUGGAAGUUACCGUUGGAGAUCUGACAGUCAUUAUUACAGACUUUAAGGAGAAAACAAAGUCACCGCCUGCAUCUAGUGCUGCUUCUGCAGAUCAACACAGUCAGAGCGGCUCUAGCUCUGAUAACACAGAGAGGGGAAUGUCUCGGUCAUCUUCACCCAGAGGAGAAGCCUCAUCACUGAAUGGAGAAUCUCAUUAAAGUCUAUUUUCUCCAAUUUCUUAGUCACUUCUGUCCUACCAUACAAAUACACAGAUUAUGCCAAGAAGUACCACAUUUUCAUGACAAACACAUUCAUGCACAAUCCAUAAUUUGAGUUUUACAUAAAAUAGGAAUUUGUUAGAAUUUGUUAGAUUUUAUUGCAAUCUAUGCCUACCAAACAUUUCUGGACUUUACGUUUUGGUCUCUGCAGUUUAAGUGCCAUGAAAAUGUGGUUGAAUUAUUCAUUAUGCAGUGUUAUUGGUAAGUCUAUUUUCACUUUUAGUUUAGUGAAUUCUAACACAUAAUUCUUGAAUUCUGUACUAUUGGCAUGUAACGAGUUUAAAUUUUUUUAUAACAUAGUGCAAGCUGCCUAAAUAUGUAUUAUUUGAGAAUUGUGAAACAAAUAGUUAUAUGUAUACAAUUCAGAGAUCAACCUAAUCAACUAUUGCUGCAACAGGAUUUUCUUAAUGGUUAUCUUCUUAAAUACACCUGCUGGUACUUGGUGUGGUUAAAUAGGAAAAUUGUUAUUAAAUAAAGAAUUUGUAUGAGCUUUUGCCCAUGUUUUUGACACAUUUUACUAAAUUAUUGUUGCUGAAUUAUGUUUCUGGUUUUAUCCAUUUUUAUUUUUUAUUUUUUUUGUUUAUCUGUUUGCUUAUUUUUCAAAAACAUUCAUUUAUUGUAAUGUUUACUACCAGACUAGUAAACAAUAAAACAUUGAUUAUUUAGCUUUAUAAUUCAGGUUUAGUGUUAUUGUCAUUGAACACUGGUAUUUUCUGUAUUAUAUAAAACAUUAAAAUUCAAAUAAUUAUAAGCAUUUGGCAAAAACAGAGAAAAGAAAUUUGCCAUAUUUUAAAAGCUGCAGUUUUGGAAAAGCUUUAAUUUAAUGAUAGUUUUAUCACUGUUUUCUUGUCCCAAACUUAUCCAGGGUCAUAGAAGUAUGAAUCUAAUUAAUACAGAAAUGGGAACUGUUGCACAGAACUGGGAAAUAACUAAUCUUAAAUUGGCUUAAUUGGCCUCUUAUUAAAUAUAACAAUUCUUAUGAAAGUCAUAGUACUCUAUUUUCAGACGCAACUGCCAGCUUAUGCAUUUAUCAAUAUCCCGAAAUAGAAAAAGUACUUACAGCUCCAUUCACUAUUAUGUAAAAUAACCAAUAAAAUAUUUUUAUGACUACA
Molecule: messenger RNA, 1787 nt
Organism: Galeopterus variegatus (Sunda flying lemur)
Lineage: Eukaryota; Metazoa; Chordata; Mammalia; Dermoptera; Cynocephalidae
Product: YY1-associated factor 2-like
Exons: 5
Coding region: 1-615 (204 amino acids)
Biological process (GO): positive regulation of DNA-templated transcription
Cellular component (GO): nucleus
Molecular function (GO): transcription coregulator activity; DNA binding
Source: RefSeq, a predicted model, not a curated record